This is a messenger RNA of Harmonia axyridis, 1890 nucleotides long. RefSeq names its product mitochondrial ribonuclease P catalytic subunit (gene mldr). Gene Ontology annotation, molecular function: protein binding; ribonuclease P activity. Gene Ontology annotation, biological process: mitochondrial tRNA 5'-end processing; tRNA 5'-leader removal. The coding region runs from base 90 to 1649 and encodes 519 amino acids. Lineage: Eukaryota; Metazoa; Arthropoda; Insecta; Coleoptera; Coccinellidae. The record is from RefSeq and is a predicted model, not a curated record. The transcript is spliced from 6 exons. Gene Ontology annotation, cellular component: mitochondrial ribonuclease P complex; mitochondrion.
UACUAAACAACAUAACCUUACCCUAGUGAAUUACUUGUUUUUACUUACAUCUUACAUAUAUUUUUGAUUAAUACUAUCCCCUUGAUAGAAUGUUCCUAUCCAGAUUAUUUAUACCAUUACGGCACAUUAAUGCAAUGGGACUUUUAAGAUAUUCACGAAGAGCUGCAUUUAAAAAAAUGCAGAACGAAAAACGUUUGGGACAAUUUAUUUCUGACCCUGUAAUAGAAAGUACUCAGGAUGUAGCUAGUUUGAAAAACACAAUACUGAAUAAUGUAGAAGCGUUUUCAACAGAAAAUAUUGAUCGUAACUUACUUAUACAUUUCAUAAAUAACAAACAGUUCAGUACUGCCCUCAAGUAUAUACAAUUUCUUGAUGAAGAUACUAAGAAUAAAUUGAAUUUAUUUCUGAUUAAUCAGCAGUUUCUGAUAUACUUUUAUAAACGAUAUAAUGAUGGAAAUCUUUCAACAAGUGAGCAACAGUUAAUAAUACAACUGUACAAUAAUUUGAAACAAAAAUCAACUAUUUUGGAUUGUACUUCACUAGAAAAUUCUAUAUUAGCUUUAUCAGUAACUGCUAAUUGGAAACAUUGCAUAACUUUAUUGGAUGAUUUGAAAAAAAUUGAAAGUCCAAGUGGUACUGUCUAUAGUGCUGUAAUAGCAGGAGCUUUCUUAAAUGAUGAAGAGGAAACUGCAUUUACUCUUUUAAGGGAUAUGUUCGCUGAACAGAAACAACCCCAUGCUAACAUGUUCAAAGCAUAUUUUGAAAAGUUGAAAAAGUUAUCUGGGGGAAAAGAAAUCUUACUACAUCUAGAUAAACUCCUUAAAAUGUGUUCUGACAAUAAUAUCAUUUUAACUGAUAAUAUAUCAUUGGAACUCUGUAAAGUGUUAGAUAAUUCCGGACUUUCUUAUGAACAUUCAAUUGUAAAUAACAAUGGCUUUUGUGGAAAUUGUAAACAGAAACUUGAAGUUGCAAAUAUUAGCGAUGAUGUAUUUGAAAAUUUGAAGAAAAAAAUUCUUGAAAAUGUUAUUGUUGGAAAAAAUAUAUUCAGCAAAACAACACCAGCAGAAUUAUCUAGAUUUCAAAAAUUCCUCAAGACUUUGAAUAAUGUUGAUGUUAUUAUAGAUGGACUUAAUAUUGCCUAUGUUUGUGGAACUAAUCAAACUACUAAAGUGUAUGCAACCCUUUUAGCACAUGUUGUUGCGCAUUUUGUUGAGAGAAACAAAAAAGUAGUGGUUCUUGGAAGGAAACAUAUGGAAUCAUGGCCAAAAAAGGAAUGGGGUUACGUUAAAAGGAAUGCCGAUUUAUUUUUAACGGAAAAUCUAUCUCUUGACGAUCCUUACUUACUCUACUGUGCUUUACAUUGUGGAAAAAAUUCCACAAUAUUGAGCAGAGAUUUGAUGAGAAGUCAUCUCUUUUUAUUGAAGGAUCCUAAGGAUAAAAUAAUGUUUUCUAGGUGGUUAGAACAGAGCCUGUUGCAAUUAUCCUUUGUCAGAAAUGACGGGAAAGUAUUUUUUAAAUAUCCUCGACCAUAUACGAGAAUUGUACAACAUAACAAUAAACAUUUACAUAUACCAUUGAGAGUUGUGGAGGAUCAAACUGAGGACAUCAAUAAAAAUGCUGAUAAGUGGCUGUGUAUAAGAAAACCUUGAAUGUAAGCAGUAUAUUUUCGAAAUGAAAAAUUUUUUGAAUUCAAUCAAUAAAUAAUUGGAUGUCUAAGGAUUUUAUAUGCUACAAUAAGCUAAUUUCAAAGAUUAUAAUAUUGUAUAUGUAUAAAACUUUACAAUAAAAAAACAUUUCGUUUAUAUGCAUUAAACAAUAAAAGAAUAACUUAUAUGUAUUAAACAACAGACGAAUAAUUUUAAGAGCACUACCAAUUUUAUAUAAUGUUUU